Molecule: messenger RNA, 2742 nt
Organism: Pleuronectes platessa (European plaice)
Lineage: Eukaryota; Metazoa; Chordata; Actinopteri; Pleuronectiformes; Pleuronectidae
Gene: klhl6
Product: kelch-like family member 6
Exons: 6
Coding region: 950-2431 (493 amino acids)
Molecular function (GO): protein binding
Source: RefSeq, a predicted model, not a curated record
AGUUACCUACAUUGAAAUUUAAGAUAGUUAAUAAGCUCACAUAGUUACUUAUGAAAACCUUAAACACAUUAUCAGCAUCAAAUAUACUUUCUUGGCAUUGUAAUUGGAUCACUAGUAGAGAGAAAGUUUUUAUAAACAUCCGCCACGGCCCCCAAACAGUCACCUUAUGAAACCCCAUUUAAAUUCACUGGAUCUCUUAUUGACUCUUCACUACAUUACUCACACGCAUUUACAUGAGUUUCUUAGAAGUGCCUUAUUUUUUUUAAUCAAGCUCAACGAAUCAUUCUCAGAGAAAUCAACAAAAAUGUUGAACAAGGCCACAGAAAGUGAAAGAACUCUGAUGUUGAUCUGCACUUUGAGUGUUCUUCCCUGAUCCUCAUUCCUUCCAUCAAGUUUCAUGGUAACUUACAUACAAACAGACAAACGCUGACGAAAAUGAAACCUUCUUGCCGGAGGUAAUAAUGUAAGAAUAAUCAUUUGCACUGUUAUCGUGAAAGGAAUGGACUCUUGUUGUGAUGACUUAUGUGAUGCAACUAACCACAAGCUUGAAUAAUACAAUCAUAUCCCCAGAACAUAAACAAACCAGUAAAGAAAUUGUUUUCCUUUUAACGUAAUCAAGUUUAAUCUCAAAUAGUUUUAUCAGCAUAAGAUGUGCAAUUCUCAUCAUAGUGUGAUUUUGAUCUUUGGACACACACAUGGUACAACAAAAGCGUGACACAAUCCACAAUGUGUUUGAAUUGGCAGCAAAAAUAAAUAAAUACGUGUGGGGAGCAACAUUCGGAAAGAAAGAUUGUAUGAUGUUUAUCACUUUUAGCAAUAGGGGGGGGAUGGUGCUACAUUUCAGUUGCUCCUCUUUUCACUUCACUCAGUAUUUCCCCAUACUCAGCGGAACCAAACAUUUCACUGUGUCAGAGACGUGUUGCACAAGAGAGAAGUGAAAGCUGCCCAGAUGUUUACACCAAGGAUCAGUUUUCCAUACAGGCCUAAUUUAACUGCACAGCUGUGUCAGAAAACAAGCGAGUUCCUGCGUGUGGUGGACGCAUGUGCCGGCUUCCUGAGCAAGUCUCUGCACCUGGACAACUGCAUCGCCAUCCUGACUCUGGCUGAACAUCACGUCCUGUCUGUCCUGAAGUCCAGCGCUCAGGACUACAUCGCCUCUCGGUUCUCCCUGGUUGUGCAGCAACAGGAUUUCCUGGAGCUGCCGGCAGGGUCGCUGGAGACCAUCCUGCAGAGGGAUGACCUGGACGUGAAGUGUGAGGAGUGUGUUUUUGAGGCUCUCAUGAGCUGGGUGAGGGACCAGCAUGAUGAACGCUGUCCCUUACUGGCCAGGUUGUUGUCCCACGUGCGACUGCCGCUGCUGGAUCCAGCAUAUUUCGUAGAAAAGGUGGAGUCGGAUGAACUGAUACGACGCUGCAGUGAGGCCUUUCCUUUGUUGCAAGAGGCUCGCACCUAUCACCUCUCUGGCAGGGAGGCAAGUGUGGUCUCUGAACGGACCAAACCCCGCGAGCGACACUUUCUAUCCGAGGUGUUCUUGAUCAUCGGCGGCUGCACCAAAGACGAACGCUUCAUUUCCACCGUCACCUGCCUGGACCCCCUCAGACGCAGCCGGCUGGAGGUCGCCAGGCUGCCGAUCACAGAGAUGGAGAACGAGUCCCUGAACCGCAAAUGGGUGGAGUUCGCCUGCAUCACCUUCCGCAAUGAGCUUUACAUAUCGGGAGGGAAAGAGACACAAAAUGAGGUUUGGAAAUACAACGGCGCUCUGGACAAGUGGAUCCAAAUCGAGCCCCUGACAACUGGGCGCUGGAGACACAAAAUGGCGGUUCACGGGGGGAAGGUGUACGCGCUGGGCGGAUUUGACGGAGCUAAGAGACAUACUAGCGUCGAGGCCUACGAUCCCUUUCACAAUCGCUGGACACAGGUGACGCCUCUUGCAGUUGGCGUCAGCUCCUUCGCUGCUGCAAGCUUUGACAGAUGGAUCUACGUGAUCGGUGGCGGGCCCAACGGAAAGCUGGCAACAGACAAGGUUCAGUGCUGGGAGCCCGGGACAGACUGCUGGGAGCUGCGGGCGCCCAUCCCCACCGAAACCAAAUGCACAAACGCUGUCACAUUCAAGAACAGCAUCUAUGUCGUUGGUGGUGCCAUGCAUGCCAUGUACUGCUACUCCCCUCUGUCUGACUCAUGGUCCCUGGUGACUCGUCUGGGGGAGAGGGCAAGCUGUGCCAUCGCUGCCUGUAACAACAAACUGUUCAUCACCGGAGGCCGGGACAACAAAAACCAAGUUAUCUCCACUGUGAUGUGCUGGGACGUUGGCCGAGAGGUGCUGACAGAGGAGUGUGUUUUACCUAUGGGAGUGUCGCACCACGGCAGUGUGACACUCAUGAAGUCCUACACACACAUACACAGAAUAGCACCUGCUGCCGGGUGCCAGUGACACAGGAUUCUGCAGACAGGGGCUCGCGGUUGCAGAGAGUGGAAGUGAAACGAUGCAUGAAAAGUAAAACAGAUAAAAGUUUUUACAGCUUUUUUUUAUGUGAUCUGUGACAUUCAAAUGUUAGAAGCCACAAUGUUUUGACAAAUGCAAGGAAGCAAAACUUGCAGAGUGCUUCUUUCUCUGCAAAAAACGGAUGCAACGUUAUUAAGCAAUACUACACACAAGUUAAUAAGUUUUCAUUUUCACAGGAAAUGAAAUAAAAUUAGCAGUGUGCAAUGACCGACUGCACAUUGAAUCCACCUUUUAUCAAA